AUGGGUGCAAACACUUCAAAAGCCAAUGACCCUGAAAACCACUCUUCUCAUUCCUCCACCCACCACAAAGUCAAGGACCUUGUCGACUUUGGGCCCGUGCUCCCCAAUGGAUUGUAUCCCACGGCUUUACAAGACUAUGACCUAAGAUGUGUACGCAACUUGAUAUUGAGUCGUAAGCUUGCUCCCUUUUAUAAAGGGCUGCCAGAGCCUCCGGAAGUGGUUGUACCCACCUUCACACGCCCAACAUUACUUGAACCACCUGUUCCCGCUGCAUCAUCAUCCAUGUCCACUGUUUCUUCCUCUACACGACGUGCUGAAAGUAAUGGUGGAAGACCUCGUAGUGCAUCCAGCUCUAGUUGCAACAGCAGCAAAAAACAACAACAACAACAAUGUCAUCAUACAGCAGCCACCAAACCAGUAUCCGAAAGGCAGCUAAGACUUGAGCGUAUGCGUUUACAAAGAGAAAUGCUUUACAACAAUGCUAUCGAAUGUCCGAUAUGCUUUUUGUAUUACCCCGCCAAUAUCAACUACUCACGGUGCUGUGAUCAACCAUUGUGCACAGAGUGCUUUGUACAAAUCAAACGACCCACAGAAACACCCAAUACCCCUGCCACAUGUCCCUUUUGUAUGCAAGAGAACUUUGGUAUCAUUUAUCAUCCCCCAGCUUGGAGCGAAAAGUCUCGGAACGGUAAUAACGAACCGACCACGCUAGUGCAAGAAGGUACACGCCACACCACAUCCGGCGUUGCUGCUGCAGAAAGUAGGCCACGUAGAGCUACCCUUAGUCAUCGUGAUCCAAGCGUUGUCCUUGUUGAUCAUGUGAGACCCAAUUGGCAUAGGACCCAGGCUACGACUUCAACAACAAGCAGCAACAGCCGACGGAGUUCAACUCUUUUACGCACUGUCCCCACUGGUUACAAUCAUCAACAUGGUCCUCGUUCAAAUCGAUCAGCAUCAUCAGCUACAGCAUCAGAGUAUAAUCACUUUUUAUCGACAAUGCGUGGCAUGGAUAUGGAUUUGGAGGAAUGGAUGGUCAUGGAAGCUAUUCGACGUUCCUUGGCAGAGCAAGAGAACAUGACGUCGGUUGCACAAGAUGCUGAUGACAAUGAACCCUUGUAUGCUACUGCUAGGAGACUUGGUUAUCAACAACAGCAACAACAACAACAAGUGACAGGAUCGACCGAGUCAUCUUCUACUUCGGACGCGUCAUCUGAUGAGAAUGAUCCUACCGUAUAUAUCGAUCGUCAUGCAGAAAGUGGCCGUGAUGAUAAGCGGGUAGCUGUGGACCCAUCCAAUACCAGCGGUAGCAAUGGCAACGGUAGCAAUGGCAACAGCAACAGUGGUAGCAACGCUGGUGUUGUUUGUUAA
This is a messenger RNA of Lichtheimia ornata, 1368 nucleotides long. RefSeq lists its product as uncharacterized. The record is from RefSeq and is a predicted model, not a curated record. Bases 1 to 1368 code for a protein of 455 amino acids. NCBI's taxonomy places the organism in Eukaryota, Fungi, Mucoromycota, Mucoromycetes, Mucorales, Lichtheimiaceae. Gene Ontology annotation, cellular component: cytoplasm. The transcript has 5 exons.